Molecule: messenger RNA, 906 nt
Organism: Penicillium manginii
Lineage: Eukaryota; Fungi; Ascomycota; Eurotiomycetes; Eurotiales; Aspergillaceae
Product: SDR family NAD(P)-dependent oxidoreductase
Exons: 2
Coding region: 1-906 (301 amino acids)
Source: RefSeq, a predicted model, not a curated record
AUGUCAUUGACAAAGAGUCAAUUAAAUGCACAACAUUGUCGCGACUUUGUUUCGACUAUUCACACCGCGCCUUAUGAUACAAUUGAUCCAGCAGUGGUAAAUUUGCAUUCUCCCUUUGUCGUAUGCAUCAUUGGAGGUAGAGGUGCAGCUGGAGGAGGUCUGGCACGGGCUUAUGCUCGAGCGGGCGCAUCAGGUCUAAUUCUUGCUGCUAGGACUCGCACAGCCCUCGAACAAACAGCGAAAGAGGCUCGCUCGAUAAGUCCAAGCGCAAAAGUAAUUGUUUCUGAGUGCGAUAUUACAUCCGAGAGCCAAGUCAAAUCUCUAGUGGAUACAGUUAAGUCCGAGUUCAACGGGCGCCUGGACGUGGUUAUUGUGAACUCUGGCUACUCGGGGCCGAUAAUUCCAGACGUUGUGCAGGAAUCUCCGGACGACUACCGGAAUGCGUUUGAUGUGAACCUUAUGGGUCUUUUUUAUGCUGCCCACCACCUUCUGCCACUACUGGUCGCGACAAAUUCUGUGGCUAGGAGCUUGAUUGCAAUCAAUUCGAUGGCGGCACCAACAGUGUCGGGCCCUCUUGCACAUGCUCACUACUGUGUGAGCAAGGCAGCACAGGCCCGGCUCAUCGAAAUGAUAAACGAACAAUAUUCUGACAGAGGAAUUUUCUGUGCGAGUGUACAUCCUGGUGGUAUGCGCAGUGACUUUUCGAAGGAUGCACCGGAGUGGCUCUUCAAACAUCUAGUCGGUGCUUUUUGCACUUGGCUUUCAUCACCCACAAAUUCCGAGAGACGACGACAGGUCUUGAAUGGACGGUUCCUUUCCUGCAAAUGGGAUGUUACUGAGCUAGAGGCACGGUUUGAUGAGAUUAUUGAGAAGGAUCUGCUCAGGUUCCGUAUUGCUGUGGAAUAG